This is a messenger RNA of Hemibagrus wyckioides, 1936 nucleotides long. RefSeq names its product ATPase Na+/K+ transporting subunit beta 3b (gene atp1b3b). The transcript has 8 exons. Gene Ontology annotation, molecular function: ATPase activator activity. The coding region runs from base 220 to 1047 and encodes 275 amino acids. Gene Ontology annotation, biological process: potassium ion import across plasma membrane; intracellular potassium ion homeostasis; intracellular sodium ion homeostasis. Gene Ontology annotation, cellular component: sodium:potassium-exchanging ATPase complex. NCBI's taxonomy places the organism in Eukaryota, Metazoa, Chordata, Actinopteri, Siluriformes, Bagridae. The record is from RefSeq and is a predicted model, not a curated record.
AACCAACGCACGCUACACAUUUGUAUCACUUGUUAUGUUUUGGCCCCUAACGAGAUUCCUAGCUUUGACCAAACUGGUGAAACCUGACGGUUCGUUUAGAUCCACGGGUCUCUGCCUGCCUUGGAAUUUGUGGUGCUGUAUAGUGCGCAUGCGCGACUUCUGACAGCGCAGCUUCUCAGCUACCGCCGCGCUCGUGGAGAGCCGUCUUUUAACCUCACCAUGGCGAACAAGGAGGAGAAACCAGAAGGGAAGGAGUCGAGCUGGAAAGAUUUUAUCUACAACCCGCGGACGGGGGAAUUCCUGGGGCGCACUGCAAGCAGUUGGGCUCUCAUCUUCCUAUUCUAUGUGGUCUUUUAUGGCUUCCUUGCUGGCAUGUUCUCUCUCACCAUGUGGGUGAUGCUGCAAACACUGGAUGAUUACACUCCCAGGUACAGGGACCGAGUCGCCAACCCAGGUCUGAUGAUCAGGCCCAAGUUUCUGGACAUCGUAGUAAACCGCUCUAACCCCGAUCAGUACAACAGAUAUGUCAAGGACCUGGAGGACUUCCUCCUGGAUUAUAAUGAUACGCUGCAGGAGCAGAAUCUACAAUGCACAGACGGCGUGUAUUUUGUGCAGGAUGAUACAAAAGAGAAACAGGUUUGCCAGUUCAAGCGCAGUCAGCUGCGUCAGUGUUCUGGUCUGGCUGAUAAAACCUUUGGAUAUAGUGAUGGACAGCCUUGUGUGUUAAUCAAGAUGAAUAGGGUUAUAGGUCUGAUGCCCAAAGGACAGCCGUAUGUCAACUGCACUGCCAAGAGAGACACUCCUCUGCAGAUGCAGUAUUUCCCAACUGAGGGCCACUUUGACAAGAUGUAUUUCCCGUACUAUGGCAAGAAAGCACAUGCUAAAUAUGUGCAGCCACUGGUGGCAGUGAAGCUGCAGCUAAGUGAGCAGGAUUAUAACACACACCUGACCAUCGAGUGUAAAGUGGAGGGCUCCGACCUGCGCAACAACGAUGAACGCGACAAGUUCCUGGGUCGAAUCACCUUCCGCAUCCAAGUGACCAAGUAGCCUGGAUCGCUCACCGGAGCUGCACGAUGUCCAUCACUAGCAUCCCAGUCCCACAACCCGUUCUCCUUACACACACACUUGCGUGAGGUAGCCCCUCACUCCUCCCAUGUCACACUGCCUCUUGACAUCUUAAGGGAGCUUGACAUUUAUAUGUACUGUACUCUGAAGGUAGGUUCAGAACAGGGCAAUGGGCUGCUCAUAUAGUAAUGUGUGUGGUGUGUGUAUAUAUAAAUAUAUAUAUUUAGAUUUCAAUUUAACACUUUUUCCCUUCUACACCAAAACCCAUCACUGGAAAAAUUAAUACAAGUGCGUGCACAUUCAGCCUCCUUCAAACCAUCUCUGUAAGACACAAUGUUAGUGACAUCGUGCAGGAAGCAGGGACCUGUAAAUAGACGUGUCAGAGCAUAGAGUUGUAUGUCUAUUCCCUCUUAUAGUGCUGUGCAGCCUGCUGUGUGUGUGAAUGUGCGUGUGGGGGUGUGUGAGAGAGAGUAUGUAUGUAUGUAUGUAUGUGUAUGCGAGUGCCAUAAUGUGAAGUCUAUAUGUACAUAUUUAAUGGAUUUUAAAGACACUUUUUUUUUUCCAGUAUCAUCACUCUCACUAUGUCUGACUGCUGUAAGAAAUCAAGGUUAUGAUGAUAUAUAUGUAAUAAGAAUUGUAAUUUAAGAUUUUGGAGAAAUGAAAAGGUUAUUAAGUGGGUGGGGUGGGGUGGGGUGGGGUGGGGUGGGGUGUUGUGGGACACACAAAAAUGUCUAUUGACCUCGUUUUUCGAAUCCAUCACCAUCAUCCGAGGAAAGUGAUUUUUUAAAACCUCUGCAGAAACUGUACUUUGUGCAGAUGCCUUAAGAUCUGUAUGGAAACAACUACAAAUAAAGGAGAUUUUAAACAUGGA